AUGGAUGACAAAACACGCAACACUCUGCAGCCUUCUGCUACCUUCGAUGACUCUUCUUCCAAUUCGAACUUCGCACAUCAAUUGACUACUUCAACAGCAUCCCCCACUCAGUCCCGCAGUUUCGCUCCAUCCUCAAUCAACUCAAUCGUGUCUGGAAUGGAUCAAUCGACAACAAUGGAACGAAAGAAUCCAAUGGCUGUCCAAGCCAGUCUGAUGUCGCCACCUGAGGCGCUCCCUCGAGAGAGCUUCUCACGACCAUCAACUGCAGAAUCAAAGCAGAAGUCCUCAUUUCCCUCCUCGCAUGGCAGAUUCAAUCCCCCUCUCUCACCUCCAGUUUCGCCAGAAUCGACUGCCAGCUCUCCCGACUCUCCAGCAAGUGUCACACGCGAUCCAAUCCUCUUUCCAACCCCCGACACCGCCAGCGUACAAUCAUCUCAACCUCCUCUCUUCUUUGAACCGGACCAUCAGCGGUUGGUUGCUGAGCAUGUCAGGGCCAGGGAUUCAAGUGUCUUCAGAGAGGCUUCUCCGCCUCGCCCAAUUGAUUAUCAGUUGGCUUUAGAAUUCAAAUCGCAGAUUGCAAAGGGCUACAACGCGAAUCGAAAAGUUUGGCACAUGAGGGAGCUGGCUCAAUUAAAGGAAGACGAUGCACUUCGACAAGGGGGCAGAAGAUACACACCCAUCGCCCCCGCGUUCCACGGCCCUCGCAAAUCUGGAGGAAGAGGUACUGGUACGCGUGUCAAUGGGAAUGGAAGCGUUGUCAAGCCACAUGUCAGAGCACCCAAGCCGCCUCGCGAUCGCCAAUCCACUCCAGAUGGUGGAGCGAAGAGAGUGGCUCGCGAAGACAAGGACUUCAAUUCCCUUCCCGACUAUGCUCCACCACUCAGCAGUCUUCCCAAUAAACCAAAUUCACUCAAGGUUGACUGGAAGGGCGCUCCAAUCGAUCUCAAGUCCGACCCCCAUGUACAUCUUCUACACCCUGAUGAAGUUGCUCUUGCCGCAAACCUUCGCCUCGACUGUGCCACGUACCUUACCUCAAAGCGACGGAUAUUCAUCAAGCGAAUCGAAGCAUUUAGGAUCAACAAGGAAUUUCGAAAGACCGAUGCUCAACAAGCUUGCAAGAUUGAUGUGAACAAAGCUAGUAAGCUUUGGGCGGCAUUUGACAAGGUCGGAUGGCUUCAUCAGCAUUGGAUCGAGAAAUACGCUUAA
Glarea lozoyensis ATCC 20868 is the source of this 1206-nucleotide messenger RNA. Its product is annotated as Homeo. The record is from RefSeq and is a predicted model, not a curated record. Gene Ontology annotation, cellular component: nucleus; SAGA-type complex. Bases 1 to 1206 code for a protein of 401 amino acids. Gene Ontology annotation, biological process: regulation of transcription by RNA polymerase II; chromatin remodeling. Gene Ontology annotation, molecular function: chromatin binding; protein binding; transcription coactivator activity. The transcript has a single exon. NCBI's taxonomy places the organism in Eukaryota, Fungi, Ascomycota, Leotiomycetes, Helotiales, Helotiaceae.